Messenger RNA from Rotaria socialis, 3519 nucleotides. The record is from the annotation of a GenBank genome assembly. Lineage: Eukaryota; Metazoa; Rotifera; Eurotatoria; Philodinida; Philodinidae.
AUGAAUUUGGUUAUGAAUAAGCGAGCAUCGAAACGGCCUACAUCUACGGUAGGUUCAGUGGUGCCAUCACGCAAGGAACUAACUAUUCAAUCGUCGGGAAAAACUCAGUAUAUUGCGUCUUUGCCUCAACAACGUAUCUGGCUACAUGAACGACUCCAUUUUAGCAAUUCUGAAUUGUCUGUCUAUAAUAUAGUGUUGCCCAUAAUCGUGAAGCGCGGCUCAUUAGCAAUAGAAUAUAUUCGUUCACGUUUACUUCGAAUAAUAGAGGAAAAUACAGUACUUCGCACUGCUGUUCGUUUUAACUUGGAACGAAAUCAAAUCGAACAAUACAUAGAGCCCCUUUCUGACAAUCUCUAUUCAUUUGAAAAUUCACGUGGUAUUGCCACAUCGGAGCAAAUCGAUCACAUUCUUACGAGAGAAUCUGUUGGAAAAUAUUUUGAUCUUGAAAAGGGAAGAGUCUUAAGAUGUCAUAUAAUACAACGAAGUGAAGACAAACAAGAUCAAUUCUUACACAAAGGAGAUCUUGUUGCAAUUACGUUUCAUCAUAUUGCAUUUGACAACAGUUCACUAAAACCAUUUAUCAAAGCAUUUGAAAGAGUAUGCAAAACUGAUUAUCAUCAACAAUCAGUGUCGCCAAUGCCUCAAUAUAUUGAUUUCACAUUGUAUGAACAGGCAAUGUUAAACGAUCCAAGUGCUGAUUCAAAAAUGAACAAAGCACGUCGGUUUUGGUUGGAAACCAUGCGGGGUUACGAUUGGAAUAAAAGACGCAGCUUGAUGCCUGAAGAAGAUAAAGUUGAUCGCAUCCAAUCUGGUAAAGGUUAUGCAACUGCAUUUGACUUCGACCAAAAUAUUGUCGAUGCGAUGAUGCUAUACGCAUCGUCCAACAACGUCACUAUGUUUUCAUUGACAUUAGCCUGUUAUUAUGUAUUUCUAUUCAAAUUGACUAACAGUGAAGAAGAUUUGUGCGUAGCGAGCGUAACAGCUAAUCGACCUCUACAGGAAAUGGCAGACAUGAUUGGUAUGUUUGUUAACAUUUUGCCCUAUCGAAUCAAAGUUGAACCGCAUAAAUCAUUUUAUGAUCUCCUUGAGAAAGUACAAAAACUGAGCAGCGAUGUUUUGGAGCAUGGCUCUUUGCCUUAUCAGGAAAUUAUGAAUUUAGACCGCAAACAAGAAUAUCAUGCACUACCUUCAGCAUUAUUUCAGUAUGAAUCACUAGUAUCAUCAUUGACACAGAAAAGUAGUAUAGAAGUAGCUGUCGGCAAAAAUUCUAGUCUUGGUGUUUACUUUGAUCGCGACCGAUCGCAUGGUAAUGGAGUAGCAGCAUUCGAUUUGACUCUUACAAUAUCACAUAACCAUCAUGCAAAAACUACAGAGUGUUUUAUUGAUUGUUCGGCCGAUGUGUUUAAAAAUCAAACGAAUGUUGAGAUGGUGGGAAAUCGUUUUCGACAUAUGCUUUUCGAACUCUUCUGCUCUCCGAUGACUCAUGAGCCAAUUUAUAAAUUAUCGAUUAUUAUUCCAAGUGAACAAGAGGUGAUGCAUCAAUUAAACAAUACAAAGUCGCUGGUAUCUUAUCCAUGGUCAUUCGCUAUACAUGAAAGAUUCGCUCGACAAGCUCAAUUAUAUCCACAAAAAAUAGUUCUCGAAUUGGAUCAACAAUCACUUACGUAUAGUGAACUCCUUCAUUAUGUACGACGUCUCACAAUUCAUUUAAGUCAAAGAGUUCAAAAAGAUGAAAUUGUAUGUCAAUGCGUUGAAAGAUCAAUCGAAAUGGUUAUCGGAUUAUUAGCAAUUUUGUCAAGCGGUGUAGCUUAUUGCCCUUUAGCACCUGCAGAUCCACCUACAAGGCUGGCAACUCUGGUUCGAGACACACGAGCAAAGACAAUUCUUGUUCAUAGUUACACUUCGGGAACGUUGGUUGUAGCUGAUACAUCGUGUGAUCUCAUUAAAACAGACUCAUUUCUUAUCUCCGACGAAGAGGAAAAAGAUGGUGAUGAUGAUCUCAAACCUAUUCUGGUCACACCAAACAAAACUGCUUAUAUUAUUUUCACAAGUGGAACAACUGGUACUCCUAAAGCUGUUGUUAUUUCACAUUCUAGUUUGAUCUAUUAUCUUCAAUCGUCAGUUGAGAUUGAUGCUCUGCGUACAAGUGAUAAGGGAGUACAAUUAUCUUCAUGUACAUGGGAUGUUCAUAUUCAUGAAAUACUUGGCACUUUAUUUGUGGGUGGAUCAAUUGUACUCUUACGAUCUGAACAGGGCAAUCGUAAUAUGGAUUAUUUGGCUCGUGUUAUCGAAUCUCAUCAGGUUACCUUCGUUUGCAUCGUCCCAACAUUGCAAAUUUUACUUUUUGAUAUCCUCGAAGUACAGCAAGCUUUUCAUAGACUCAAUACUCUUCGACUAGUGUGGUCCGUAGGUGAACCAAUACCAUCAUAUUUGGUCGCUCGAAUUUUACCUUUAUUACCAGCGAGCUGUAAAUAUGUCAAUUUUGGUGGUGCUACAGAAGGAACUGUAGUGCAAACUUUUCACACAGUUACAGAAAAUGAUGCUCAUUCAUUAUCAGGUAGUGUUCCACUCGGCAGGCCAAUGCCGUACUUUAAGUUGCACAUUCUUGACAAAUUUCAUCAAUCUGUACCUGUGGGAUAUACAGGCGAGCUUUAUACUAGUGGAGCAAUUAUGAGUGGUUAUCUAAAUCGACCCGAUCUCAAUGCCAAGGUAUUGAUUCAACUAACAGAUGAAUCUGGCAAAAGUUAUAAAACAGGAGAUUUAGCUCGAUUCUUACCAUUGAGCGGUGAAGUUCAAUUGUUGGGUCGCGAAGAUUCUCAAACAAAAUUUAAUGGACAACGAGUAGAAUUAGGAGAAAUCGAAGCAGUCAUGUACCGGUCAAGUGCUGCUAUCUGCAACUGUGCUGUAAUUAAGAUGACUGAAAACGGGCGUGAUCAUCUGGUUGCCUACAUACAACCAAGUACGACCGAUACAGCAGUAUUGUUCGAUGCAAAACAAGUUCGUGCUUUCUGUGAAAAGAACUUAUCACAAUGGAUGGUUCCAUCUCAUUUCAUUGUUGUGCAUCAAUUACCAAUAAAUUCUAAUGGAAAGUUAGAUCGGGCAGCACUUCUUAAACCUGAUUUGUCGCCACUACCUGAAUAUGUUGACAAUAGUGAUGAAUAUCGAGAAGAUGAGCCACCAAUGACAGUCGAACAGAACCGUGUACACAAUAUAUGGUGUCAUAUAUUAAAAAUUGGUGAUAAAAAAAAGAUUCCUAUCAAUAGUUCAUUCUUCUCAAUGGGUGGCAACUCCUUGACUAUGAUGCGUCUCUAUUCAGAAUAUCAAAAGUCAUUUCAGUGCAAUUCACAAUGUCCAUCAUUCAAUAUUGCCUGUUUAUUUCGUCAAUCAACAAUUGCACAACAUGCUUUAAUUUUGCAACAAUGGUUCCAUGAUGCUUCUCAGAAUGAAGACGUGCAACAAAAUCAGAAGCAGAACGAAGUUUGGCGAACUCUAAAUAUUUUGGAAGGUAACACCACUUAA